AUGGGGAAAUGGUCUAUGGCAUCGUGUAUGGCACUAUCAAAUCUGGUGUCGGAUCAUUGUCCUAUCCUAUUAUCAACGGUCCAGACGGAUUAUGGGAAGAUUCCAUCGAGACUGUUUAAUUCUUGGUUUGAAAUCCCGGGGGCAGUUGAGAAAGUGGUACAAUUAAUGGGGAGUUUUCAUUUUGAGGGCUUGCCUGAUUUAGCUUUGGAUGUGAAGUUAAAGUGGGUAAAGAGGCGUUUAAAGGAAUGGGUUUAUAAUAAAAAAUCAGAGAUGGAUAGCUCGUAUAAUACAAAGUUAAAGAGGCUUGAAGAACUCGAGUCAAUGGCGGAGCAAAGGAGUCUGGAUCAGGAUGAAAUGGAGGAGAGAAUGGGGUGUAAAACGUUCAUCACGGAGUCGGAUAGAUUGAAAUCAAUGGACUUGCAGCAAAAGUCUAGGGUCCGAUGGGCAAAGGAGGGCGAUGAGAACACGAGAUAUUUUCACGGGGUUAUUAAUGCCAAUACAAGAAAUAAUAGGAUUCAUGGUUUGCAUAUUGAUGGUGUUUGGGUCGCGGAUCCGCCACUGGUAAAGGAUCACGUUUUCUCCUAUUUUGCGGAUAAGUUUGUGGAGCCGCUAUAUGCCAGACCGACUCUGCAAUGUCCAUAUCUAUCUCAACUAUCUAAUGAUGAAGCAAAUGCUCUGCUAAAUAGCGGUUGCAUGUCGUCAUUUUUAGCUCUCAUUCCGAAGAGGUCUGAUCCAGGUGGCCUUCAUGAAUAUCGGCCGAUCAGUUUGAUAGGUUGCAUCAAUAAAGUGGUGUCAAAAGUGCUAGUGAAUAGACUGAAAAUAGUUAUUCAUAAGUUAGUUUCGGAGGAGCAAACAGGUUUCUUAUCAGGAAGAAGCAUACUGGAUGGGGUCAUCAUUUUAAAUGAGCUAAUACCAUGGUUAAAGAAAAACAAACGGGAGGGAAUGAUAUUGAAAGUGGAUAUCGAAAAGGCGUAUGAUUCACUAAGUUGGGAAUUUCUGAACUCGAUGCUUUGUCAAAUGAAUUUCCCAGAAAAGUGGAGGGGGUGGGUUAUGUCUAUUGUGUCUUCGGCCCGAGCUUCUGUACUAGUAAAUGGGUCUCCUACACAGGAAUUUACAUGUUCGAGAGGUUUGAGACAGGGAGAUCCGUUAUCUCCGUUUUUAUUUGUACUAGCAAUGGAGGCUCUCACAGGCAUAAUGAAAAAGGCAUGUGACACAGGGGUUUUUAAAGGCUUGGGACUAUCGGCAAAUGGGGUGUCAAUCUCCCAUUUUCUAUAUGCAGAUGAUGUGGUUUUUGUGGGCGACUGGUCCUAUGAUAAUAUGAUAAAUCUAAAACGGUUACUUAGAUGUUUCUAUUUGAGUUCGGGUUUGAAAGUGAAUCUGAAAAAAAACAGUCUUUACGGAGUCGGAGUAGAUGAUAAUCAAGUCCAAUUGAUGGCGAAUAUGUUGGGGUGUACUAGAGGUUCGCUUCCCUUCAAAUAUUUGGGGUUGCAAGUGGGUGCCAACAUGAACUUGGUGAAAAAUUGGGAUCCGGUCGUGGAAAUUUUCAAGAGAAGAUUAGCCCUUUGGAAAGCAAACACAAUCUCUUUUGGUGGACGUAUCACAUUAGUAAGUUCCGUUCUUAAUGCCUUGCCUACGUACUAUUUUUCGUUAUUUAAAGCACCAUUAGGAGUGAUAAAGAAGCUUGAAAAGCUGAGAAGAGAAUUCUUAUGGGGUUCGAAUCCGGAAAAGGAAAAAAUGAAGUGGGUCGCAUGGAGAAAUAUGAUGACACCUAAAGACUUUGGAGGUAUGGGGUUUGAUUUACUCCGGGUAGUGAAUUUGGCGCUAUUAGCAAAGUGGUGGUGGAGGUUCAAAGUGGAAAGGGAUAGUCUAUGGAAAAAAGUGGUUUGGGAGAUACAUAAAAAUUCGAGAUCAUGGAGCUUCAUUCCAGUUAAAUUAUCCUUAACAAGCCCGUGGAAGCAAAUAUGUAAAAUAAGCGAUGAUUUUGAGACUUUGGGAUUAAGCUUGGAAUCAAUGUUUCGGGGAGUUCCUGGUAGCGAAAGCAUUAUAUCUUUUUGGAAAGAACGGUGGUUAUUUGAGGUCCCUUUAUGCGAGAAAUUUCCAGCCUUGUUCUUGUUGGAAAGACACAAGAAUGCAACUAUAAAGGAUCGGCUGGAGGUUGUCGCUGGAAGUUUGGAACUGAAGUUCAUGUGGGCGGGACAACCGUCUACGUCUAUGGAAAUCUCGGAACUGCAAGAGCUCUCGGAUGCUCUGUCGAGUUUCGUGUACGGAUUGGGUGAGGACAAGUGGAGUUGGCUGCUGGAUCCCUCAGGCUUUUUCUCGGUGAAUAGCGUCAAAGUUAAGCUUCAAAAAUUAAUUUUUGUAGACUUAAAGCUGGCAUUUGAGUGGAACAAUUGGUCCCCCAAAAAGGUCAAUUUCCUGAUUUGGAGACUAGUUCAAGACAAGCUUCCGACAUACUCGGCAUUGGCUAGGAGAAAUGUUAUCGUUCAAGACAACCGGUGUAAAAUGUGUGGUGGUGAGGCAGAAACGACGAUACAUUUGUUUGUCUCGUGUUCGAUCGCGGAGCAGAUUUGGGAGUUCGUAUCUCGGUGGUGCAGAAUACAACAAGUUUUUGCAUUAGAAUUAAAAGACUUGGCAAACAUCCAUAAGAGAAAUAGAGGAUCACAGAGGUGGAAAAAAGUGGUUAAUUUGGUGACUCAAGCGGCUAUAUGGGUGAUUUGGAGAAGUCGGAAUGGUGCGGUUUUUGAAGGAAAGCAACCUCAUGUAAACAGGAUGAAGGAGGAAAUCAAGAUGUUUGGGUACAUGUGGCUAAAGAGUAGAGUCAAGGGUACAAAUAUAUCAUGGGAGGAUUGGUGUGAGUUUAAUUUGAUAAGUAUUGGUGUAUAA
This is a messenger RNA of Helianthus annuus (common sunflower), 2883 nucleotides long. RefSeq lists its product as uncharacterized. The transcript has 2 exons. Lineage: Eukaryota; Viridiplantae; Streptophyta; Magnoliopsida; Asterales; Asteraceae. The record is from RefSeq and is a predicted model, not a curated record. Bases 1 to 2883 code for a protein of 960 amino acids.